CUGGGUGUUGAUUAGAUGUACUCAUUACACUAAGUGAUAGGUGCGAUCAAUUUCAAAAUUGAUUGGGAUUUCUCUUGAUGAUUAAUUCACAUCUGAAGAAAAUUCUACUUGGCGAUGAAAGGUUCAGGGCUCUCCAUGGCCUCGAGACUGGUGGGAAGUGUCAUCAUCUCCACGCUCAUCACCCUUUCAUUAUCAGUUCAUGUAAAUCCGAAUUAUCCAUUUACAAUCGAAAGCGAGCCGGCAACGUUUGAAGGUCGGGUGUGUUCGGACGCAAUCGUACACCAGCCAAUCGUGUUGAUGUCGGAAGAGGCGAAACAAGGCGAAGACGGCUGCACCAAACCAAACGAUAACUUCAUCAAGCUGUUUGUGAAAAACGUUACUGCUAAUAUUAUCUACAACGGCCACAGACGAAACCACGGCCACAUGAGGAACGCCACCAACGUGGUUCUACAUCACCGCAAUGCCACCAACGACGCCGACCUGCAUUUUCUCCCUGCUGGUUUGGAGUUCAACGUCGUCCACACCAACGCCUUUGACGUCGACGACGACUUUCUGAUCGUGGUCAGCAACAACAAGGAAUUCAAUGAUAAAGCCUCCAUACACUUUUAUGUUGUUUUGGUGACUAUUCCUGAGAGAGAGGUCGUCUCCAACCCACUUCCUUUUGUAGUGCACGUGGACCACGUCGCACCGAAGGCACGUCCCCACGGGGCCGUCAUCUUCGCCGGCGUCAUCGCGCUGUUGAUCAUAGCCAUCGUCCUCACCAUCCCCAUCACCGUGUUCGUCAAACGGCGACGGAGUAAGGGGAAGGCCAUCUGUCUGUGUGGGGAGGCAGCCUCAGGAAAAGUGGAAACCAAACCGGAACAGCCGACCGGAAACGGCGCCUUAAAGGGAUCGAUAAAUCCGUCCAUGAUUUUCGACACGGAGAUCGAUUUAAAGACUUCGGCGUCCGAUGCGUCCUUGACGACGGGUCACGAGACGAUACAGGACCAUCAGCUGAGGUCCCUGUCUCAGCUCCAUUUCCAGCCCACGUGGCUCGAUCCACAUUAUCGAGACAGCCACCAUCUUCGACUGCAGAAAUCCCUCAGCAACGGCACACGUCAGUCGAUCACGGAAAAGUUUUGAAGUCAGUGUCCAAGGUCUACGUUCAGCCAAUCGUUUUAUUCGCUGAACAUUUUCGCUAUUAGACUGGUCCUCGAAGUGGUUAAUUUUAGGUUUAAUGUGUAGCGCAGAAACCAGUCUAGAAAGCGUGAGCGACAAACGACUGCCUGAACGUACUAUCCCGGGACUACGUUCAUCCAGCUGUUUCUGCUAAACGUCUGCGAAUAAUUAGACUGGUGUCCGAAGUGGUCAAUUAUGGUUUAAUGUGUAGCGUAAAAAAAAAAAGAGACUUGCAAGCAUGAGCGACAAACAACUGGGCUAAGUUCAGCCAGCGUACGUUUCGCUAACGUUUGCAAACUAUUUGAUUGGUUCUCGACGUGGCCAGUUGGUUUAACGUGAAGCGCAUAAAUCAGUCCAGCGGAAGUUUUUUUUCUGCACGGUAUGGCUGAACGCAGCACUGGCUUAACUUAUCCCUGUUGUGGUGGAGUGCCCGUGACAUCUUUAGGAACUUCCUGUUUGGAGUUACCAUGGUUAAAAUGGUGAUCACAAUACGUGUUUGGACCUGAAUCGGAUAUGAGCGCGUGAUUACAGCAAUUCUGAGUAGCCUGAGAUGAACAAUGUUAUUAUGAUGGCAAAAACAUUAUUAUUUUCGAAAGUGGAUUGACGAACAAGGGCGGACCCAGGAAACAUUUUAGGGAGGGGACCAAGGGCAAAAGGGCACAUUGUGCAACUUCCUGAAAGGGCACUUCAAUGAACAUUGUAAAUAAAUUCUUCUUUUAUUUUGUUAGGGAAAGGGACAAGUCCCCCUGGUCCCCUCUCUUGGAUCCGCCCCUGGACGAAAAUGAAACUUAUAGCUGCAGUCUUGUCUCCCGUCAUAUAACAUCGUGUGGUAAUGCAAAAUAUAAGCAGAACUACACUUUUAAAGGUGCCGUAUCACAAAUGUUGCUUCCCGCCAAAAUUAUGUACUAACUUUUGCUUCGAACUGUAAACGUUAUACCGUCAACAAUUAAUGUAUGCUUAUAAACAGUUGCAACCAAAUAAUUCAAUUUAUUACUUAAAAAAAACAAAUUGGGCACGUUCAGUUGAUGCAAACACUCCGUGACGUUAUGCCAAGCGGAUGUUGUUGACAAGUUUCAUGUCUUUGUGCAGUUCAUCCGGGUUUUUUUUUUUUGCAAUGUGAUAGAACAAGAAUCGAGUAAUAUUGAAUGUUAUUAUGUUUUCACAGUGUACAAGUGUACAAGCACUUUGCAAUUUCGAGAUUCCCAAGUUAUUUAUGAAAAGACAAUGUGCGGGAUCAGUUAAUUUGUAGUCAUUUAUCACAAGUGUAAGAAAACAAAUAGCGAAAUACGAACUUGCAACUUUGAUACUGCAUCUUUAAAAUAUAUCGAAGAACGGCAAUUGUGGGAACAAAGUAAUGAGGAUAAUCUAUUCUGAAUAUAUAUUCAGGGUAGAUAAAUAAAAUAAAUCACUGGCGUAGGAAGCGGGAGGUGGGGCAGUGGUGGUAUGUGUCCCCAAACGUUUUAGCAGCAGCGAUGGUGUUUAUAUAUUUAUACAUGUAUUUAUAUGUGUGUGUGUGUGUGCGCGCCCCCCCCCCCCCCCCCCCACACACACACACACUUUUUGGCACCUUCCUACGCCCGUGUAAACAUAUUCGUAAUUGUAGCUUUAAGGACAACUCAGGAAGUCACGUGUCUUCGGUGAAUCGGAACUUUAUUAUUAUUAUUAUUAUUUUUUUCUGUUUAUCGAAAUCCUUGUGCUAUGCAUGUUUUGUCGAAUUACUUAUUGUUUUAUAUAGUUACAUCAGGUGGGGUGCAUGGGGUGGCAAACUAGGUAUCAAGGAGUAUUCGGAGGGGGGAAUGAAACAACAGUAACAAAAAUAAUUUUAUAAUUAAGAGGGGGGUGGGAAAGAAGCUAAAAAUCUAACAGUAAAUGAAUUUUACCCCCCCCCCCCCCCACCUAGAUCAAUGUUUUAAAAGGCAGUCUCAAAAUUGCACAAUGACCCAAAUCAGGAACGGCGGGAUGGGGCUAGGGGGUGGACUGGGGGUCUCUAGCUCUUGAGUUAACUAUGAAUAGAUUAUAAUAUGUAUGUGAUUAAUUUGUACAUUGUAGUUAUAUAUCGCAAUUAAAUUUUAACAAUUUAAAGUAGCACUUGCCUCGUUGAGAAUGCAUCUUUAAAUUUCAAAUAUAUGUCCGAUAUUCGGACUUGGAUAAGGGUAGGACCAGCUGACAAUUGCAACACCCGUUAGCUAGGUGGCGCUCUGCAGAUGACGUGUACUAGCGGAACCAAUGGGAGUGAUCUUGUACACACAGCAGAAUUUCAUUGUUGUUGACCAGUGUUAUUUUUAAAACACUUAUGACUGUAAUUGCUGAUGAUUGUUAAUCAAAAUUGUUUGCUAUAUGUAUUAAAGACCAUAUUUAUAUAUUAUUGGACGGUUCCAGAAAAUAGUACAGGGAAUAUGGCAGGCCCGCAGAAAUCGGGGUAGGGUAGGGGUAGCCAGU
Messenger RNA from Gigantopelta aegis, 3597 nucleotides. RefSeq lists its product as uncharacterized. The coding region runs from base 115 to 1122 and encodes 335 amino acids. NCBI's taxonomy places the organism in Eukaryota, Metazoa, Mollusca, Gastropoda, Neomphalida, Peltospiridae. The record is from RefSeq and is a predicted model, not a curated record. The transcript has 5 exons.